AUGGAUUUAGGAUCCAACUUUCAUGCUAAGCUAGAGCCAUUUCUCUUGGUUGGAAAGUCGAUGAAAGGAGCCGCCGCUGCCAAACUCAUUUUGGAUGCUACUUCUGCACCCGGAGUCUUUGUCUUUUCUGAGUUGCUCGAACUUCCAAACAUUCAGGAGCUCGCUUCUCAUGAACAAUACGCAUCUCACCAUGCCCUGUUGCAAGUGUUCUCCUACAAGACGUAUGCGGACUACCUUCAGCGCAAGGACUCGCUACCGCCGCUGAAUCAAGCGCAGACGGUCAAAUUGAAGUACCUAUCGAUAGUGACGCUGGCAUCGGAACGAAGGAUAUUGCCCUAUAGUACGCUUUUAAAGGCGCUCGAUAUGCCGUCAAUUCGCGAACUCGAGGACUUGAUCAUCGACGCCAUCUACCUCGACAUACUCCGUGGCAAGUUGGAUCAGAAGGAAGAACAGCUCGAAGUGGAGUACACCAUGGGAAGAGAUCUAGAGCUCGGGAAGCUAGAAACUGUCCUCGAGGCGCUGAAGGAUUGGCAUUCAACGACAGCCGCAGUUUUGACUACACUCGACGAGAAGCUGGUAUCCAUUUCGUCCGCCGCCGCAGCUGCGAAGGCUGAACGAGAGGGCUACGAUAAAGAGCUGAACGGUAUCCUGAAGGAGAUUGUGGAGAAGCAAAAGGACAAAAACAUGGCCAGUGGGAUGGGGGGUCAGUUGGGACGACGGGGGACUCACGAUAGUAUGGACAUCGACGAGCCCGAGAAUGUCAAAGGCAAGAGUCGGAGAGCGCCUCAAGAAGCAUUAUCAAAGCAACAAAGAAAGCGAAACAGUUCCGUCGUCAACUUCAAGCCCACGCCGAGGGAAGUUUUAGGUGGCAUAGCGCCCCACUUGUUCGAAGAACGGCCGAGGAGGCGGUCGUCGAGCAGGACGCGGUCAGAAGUUCACCUACCGCCGACACAUAAGAGAAAUGUGUCGUCUUCGCCACUUCGCGUGUCCGCCAUCCUAACGGCUUGGGAUGAAAACGGGCAACUCAUGGGCCGAUCAGAACAAGAACUCGAGGUUAACAGUGAUGAUUCCGAUUCGGAUGAACCGCUGCAGACAACUGUCACGUGUACGCUGGACGAGAAGGGCGCGCAUGUAGAGACAGAGACAUCCCACAGCCGAUCGAUAAUGAAGGUGGAUAAAACCCGCCUGAAAUCCCUCAAGAUAUCGAGAGGACUGAGGACCAUUGUCAUUAAGCUCAGGUGA
This is a messenger RNA of Pleurotus ostreatus (oyster mushroom), 1242 nucleotides long. RefSeq lists its product as uncharacterized. Lineage: Eukaryota; Fungi; Basidiomycota; Agaricomycetes; Agaricales; Pleurotaceae. The record is from RefSeq and is a predicted model, not a curated record. Gene Ontology annotation, cellular component: COP9 signalosome. The transcript is spliced from 9 exons. The coding region runs from base 1 to 1242 and encodes 413 amino acids.